AUCUACCGUCACUCUGCCACGUCUGGGAUCUUCCUUUAUAUAGACGAGAGACUCAACAAAACCACCUCACUCAACGCGGAUCCAGAUUGUUCUCUUUCUCCUCUGUUGCCCCCUCUCUCCUGUUUUUUUUUCACCCCCCUGAUCAGGCUUAACCAUCUUGUGUUUUGUAAAGGCAAUUGUUAGUGCGCAUCAUCGCGGGAGCCAAAAGGAGGUUUGCCACUGUUCCAUAGGAGACUGCGGGCUGCUGGAGCGUCAUGACAGCUGAGAAGAGCGGGCCCGUUAUAAACGGUAAACCAGAGGAUGGCAGAGACCCGGAAGGGUCCAGCUCCAGCCUAGACAAUGGGGAGUACAAUGAGAGGGGCCACUGGAACAACAAGAUUGAGUUUGUCCUGUCUGUAGCCGGAGAGAUCAUCGGGCUGGGCAACGUCUGGAGGUUUCCUUACCUCUGCUACAAGAAUGGAGGAGGUGCAUUCUUCGUUCCGUAUGUCAUCUUCUUCAUUUGCUGUGGCAUCCCUGUGUUUUUCCUGGAGACUGCCCUGGGUCAGUUCACCAGUGAGGGAGGCAUCACCUGCUGGAGGAAAAUCUGCCCGCUGUUUGAGGGUAUUGGCUAUGCAACGCAGGUGAUUGAGGCUCAUCUAAACGUGUACUAUAUAGUGAUCCUAGCCUGGGCAAUCUUCUACCUCUUCAACUGCUUCACCACUGAGCUGCCUUGGGCUGGCUGUGGACAUUACUGGAAUACAGAGAACUGUGUUGACUACUAUGGAGAAAAUUCCACCAACAUCACAAACCCCAACGCAACUUCUCCAGUCAUUGAGUUCUGGGAGCGCAGAGUCCUGCAGAUAUCAGAUGGUAUUGAGCACAUGGGGGGAGUGCGCUGGGAGCUGGCCAUGUGUCUGGCCCUGGCCUGGUUCAUCUGCUACUUCUGCAUCUGGAAAGGACCCAAGUCAACUGGCAAGGUUGUAUAUGUGACAGCUACCUUUCCUUACGUCAUGUUGCUGGUCCUGCUAGUCAGAGGGGUGACGCUGCCAGGAGCAUAUGACGGCAUCAAGUUCUACCUCUACCCAGACAUUUCGCGUCUCUCUGACCCUCAGGUAUGGGUGGAUGCGGGAACCCAAAUCUUCUUCUCUUAUGCCAUCUGCCUGGGCUGUCUCACUGCUCUGGGAAGUUACAAUGCCUACAACAAUAACUGCUACAGGGACUGCAUCAUGCUGUGUUGUCUGAACAGCGGCACCAGCUUUGUCGCAGGCUUUGCCAUCUUCUCCGUGCUCGGCUUCAUGGCCUACGAGCAAAAUGUUCCGAUCGAAGCUGUGGCAGAAUCUGGUCCUGGUCUUGCAUUUAUUGCAUACCCUAAGGCUGUUACUAUGAUGCCUCUGUCUCCACUUUGGGCUUGCCUCUUCUUUAUGAUGCUCAUCUUCCUCGGCCUGGACAGUCAGUUCGUGUGUGUGGAGAGUUUAGUGACAGCUGUGGUGGACAUGUACCCAGAGACCUUCAGGAGAGGCUACCGCAGAGAGCUGCUGAUUCUUGGCAUGUCCAUAGUCUCGUUCUUCAUAGGUCUCAUCAUGUGUACGGAGGGAGGAAUGUACGUCUUCCAGCUAUUCGACUCGUACGCUGCCAGCGGGAUGUGUUUGCUGUUUGUGGCCAUAUUUGAGUCCAUAUGUAUCGGCUGGGUGUACGGUAGUGACAGAUUCUACCUAAAUAUUGAGGACAUGAUUGGCUACAAACCUGUCUUCUUCAUCAAAUGGUGCUGGAUGAUCUUGACCCCGGGCAUCUGUGCUGGAAUUUUCCUCUUCUUCCUUAUCAAAUACAAACCGCUGAAGUACAACAACAUGUACACCUACCCUGACUGGGGCUAUGGUAUCGGCUGGUUCAUGGCCAUGUCCUCGAUGGUCUGCAUCCCUCUGGGGAUUAUCUGGAAGAUCUGGAAGACUCCUGGCACCUUCUCUGAGAGGAUGAAGAAGUUGACGACUCCCAGCCGAGACCUGAAAAUGAGAGGGAAGCACGCCGCUCUCAGUCCUUAUGCCGCCAACGAUGCAAAACUUAAGGUUGAUGGGAAAAUAUCCACCAUCUCAGAGAAGGAGACGCAUUUCUAACUGACCGCCUGACUGACCGACCAAGCUGCCUGCCGUCUUGACAACAAGUCCAACGAAACGAAAACUACAGCAAACAACAACAGCAACAACAACAACAACAGUGUCCACCACUACACAAAACAGGAAACAAAUGACUUGGAGUGUUAUUUUUGUUUUGUAAAAAAAAAAGAGAAAAAAAGGGAAGGUUAUCACAUGAUUAUGUAGUCUGCUUCUGUUUUGCACAAACUUUGAAUAACACAUUUGUGGUUUUCAGUUAAUAUUGUGACUAAAGCAGCUGUUUCUUUCUUUUUCUAACCAUUAAUGUUUUAAAAUCUGUUUGAUGACAUACAGUAUAUGGUUAAAACUUGUCCUGGUACCGUGUCAGUACUGGUCACACUAGUGUUUGUGCCUUUAGAACAAUACCAAUGUCAUGUGCUGUAAAAGGCUUACACUGUACAUUUAUUGGCAAAGUGCUAUGCCUCUCUAUUAGGUACUAGGUACCCAGAUGUAACUAUCUAAGAUGUAGCAGCUUGGGGACCAUUCUACAUAGUUCUCUGUGUUAAGAGAGGAUACAGCAGCAUGUCUUAGUACCGAGGCUAUAGGAGGACACUGUAUUCCCCUGUAAGCAAAACUUUGAGUUGUAUAUAAAGAGUUUUGCCAUUGAAAUCUUGGAUGCUAUCUGAACCAGCUGUGACUGUGAGGGAUGUGGAUUCUUUUUAGGCCUUCAGUGAUUCUCCUUUACUUGAAUUCAGUGCUGUAAAGCAACAUAAGCAAAAACUAACUGGAUGUAACUGAAUGACAUUAAAAGGUCAUUGUUCAUCAUAUAUUGGGACUUUCAGGGCUUUGCAGAUUUCCAUGGCAUUGCUCUUUCUAAUUAUGUCUUUGCUCCGGAGGUUUACAGUAUUAUUGAAGGGCAAACAAAAAAAAAAAGGGGUCCAGGGUUAAAACACUGUAAAAUAGAUCCCCUCAGUUUUGGAUAUCUUUAAUUUUACAUCUGUUAGGUUUGAGCUGAAAAUCUGUACAUGGCUACGAAUAGCAGUGAGCGACUCGCAGGCUGAGUCUAAAAACACACCUCUCUCUCCUCCAGCUGCCCUCCUGUAAGUCGUGGAUAUCUGUCAUUUCACAGUAAUUAUGCUGAGCCUAACACAGAGUGACAGACAGACGUGCUUCCACCCCUGCUUUUUUUAUUUCCUGCUCCGCCUGUAGAGGAGAAGAUGGAUGCCCAUCAGAUGAGCAUUUCAAAACCCAUCUGUCUUCGUACCCCCCCCCCCUCUUUUUAUUCUUUUGCCUUGCCCCCUUCCCUCUUUUCUCCCGCUGUCCUUCCCUCUCAUCUUCAACCUCUGCUUGUCCGCCCCCUUCAACUUUUUCCACUUCUGUUUUUGGCUUCUCUUUAUCACGUGACGGGCUUGAACAAGGCCUUAUAUAAAACUGUGCUGCCGCUGAAUGCUUUGUAUUUCAGCACACAUCUAUACAUUACCAAUAGUCUUGCUAUUGAUUAGUGUUUCUGUGACCUUUUCUUCUCACAUUGUAAAGGAUGAAAAAAAAAAGUACAGCUUUUAAUUUUCCUGUCUGAGUCACUGCAGGGGUGAAAGCAGUCUGUCCCCACCAUCCAUUUAAUUGUGGUUAAGAGACAAUGAGCUGGUCUCAAUGUUCAGAUCGAUCUCAGUCCAUCACAGUCUCAUCCAAUCAGCACUCGAAUGACUCUUAAGUUCUCCUCUCUCCCUUCCUCGCUUUGUCCGACUUUCUCGCUUCCCUUCCUUUCUUUCCUCUGUCCUCGUUUCCCGAUGAAAAUGCAAUCAGAGGAGAGCAUCUGAGGGGAUGAAACUUUGAAUUUAUCUCUUUACAGUUUUCCAGGAGGAGGCAAAGAAAGCAGGGGAAGAAAUAAGGAAUUGAUGAGCUGAGGAAGUGCCUGAUCGAGUAAGUAAUGAGGGAAAUCGAGGAAGUGUUUAGUGACCGAAGGCCCCUCCUGUCUAAGCUGUGACAUCCUCUUAAACAUAUGAUUGGUCCCUCUGGUGUGGUUGCAUUAUGACAUUAUCACCUCCUCACUGAUGUUUGUGCAAGUUAAUAGUUGUGUGCACUGGAUAUUAUAGCCUGCUGUUUAACACUGAUCAUGUUGAUGUAUAUUUUUACAUCUCUUUCUAGAAAUCUGUGGUCUAUUUCUUGAGAUGAAAAAUGUUUAAAAAGAAGUGCUGUAAUAAAAAGAAUACAUCCUUUGUUUUGACUUUUGAUAUUCCGCUCAAAAGAUCUUGUUAUAGAAAUAUAAUGAAAGGUGUUUUACUGUUCUGUACUGUUCUACACAGAUUUUGGUAUUCACAGGACAUGUGAACUGUCUGCUUACUCAUUUUUAAGAAUAAAUAUUAUAAAGGAAAACUGA
Messenger RNA from Seriola aureovittata, 4443 nucleotides. RefSeq names its product solute carrier family 6 member 11b (gene slc6a11b). The record is from RefSeq and is a predicted model, not a curated record. The transcript is spliced from 15 exons. NCBI's taxonomy places the organism in Eukaryota, Metazoa, Chordata, Actinopteri, Carangiformes, Carangidae. The coding region runs from base 255 to 2090 and encodes 611 amino acids. Gene Ontology annotation, cellular component: membrane. Gene Ontology annotation, biological process: sodium ion transmembrane transport.